Molecule: messenger RNA, 1100 nt
Organism: Populus euphratica (Euphrates poplar)
Lineage: Eukaryota; Viridiplantae; Streptophyta; Magnoliopsida; Malpighiales; Salicaceae
Exons: 1
Coding region: 1-1005 (334 amino acids)
Biological process (GO): transcription by RNA polymerase I; nucleosome assembly
Cellular component (GO): nucleolus
Molecular function (GO): DNA binding; histone binding
Source: RefSeq, a predicted model, not a curated record
AUGGCCGUCAACAAGGAGGAGCUGGAGUUUCUUGAAACAAGAAAGCUGCUUAAAGAACAAAUCCGAAAACGAAACUGUUCUCAUCAUCUCUCGGGGCUGUCUAAUUCUGAUCGUCAUAAAACAAAAACUUACGGAUCAUUCUUUGGCCCUUCUCAACCGAGUAUCGCUCCAAGAGUUAUUCAAGAAAGCAAAAGCAAGCUACAAACCCAGAUGCCACAACAUAGAGCAGUAAGUGCCGAUAUCCUUCUUUCUGCAAUGGACAAUCGGACCAAAGUCCAAAGGCUUCGACAGACAAGAGACUACUCUUUCCUGUUCUCUGACAACAAUAAUGAUCUGACGCCACCAGUUUCUAGUGCCACCCCUGCACAAGCAUCGGUGCCUUCAACAAAGCACUACGCAGAUGUGAAGGGAUUAAGAAAAUGCAAUGACCCUAAAUUGAAGCCGAAACAGCCAGCCUUGGCAUGUCCAUUGAAGCCUCUCACAAGCGAGCGGGUAAUGGAGAAAAUCCCAUCGCGUAUGUCCUUGCAAUAUCAAUGUACAGAUAAAAGAAAGCCUAUAGUCAAAGCAGUUCAUCCAACAAAGCAGUUCGCGGGUUGCAACGAUAGCAAGGGACCACAAAGACCCAACGAUGCAACAUUGAAUCCCAAACAGCCAAUGAAGCCACAUGAGAUGACAAACAAGCGAGUACGCGACAAUAUUUCAUCGCCUGUCUCUAAUUUGCAAGAUCAUCGUCCCAAGAAAAGAAGGCUUUCAGAUGAAGAAGAUGAUUGUGAAGAUGAAAAGGCUCUUCUCAUAAUCAGAAAAAUGUUCAACACCAAAAGGUUUGCUGGUCGUGACGAUAGAGAUAUAAAAAUGGAGGCAAGCUUUGGAGACAUAACGAAGGAAGAAAAAAGGAGUGAAAGGCUUGGCAGGAAAGAAGAUCGAGAGCAACUCCGCCUAUUAGAAGAAAACGCGAGGCGUCAGAGGAUGAGGAAGCAUAAUCAAGGAACAAAAUUUUUGAUAUAGGCCUACGUUAGAUAUGGCUAGUUCACGGUUCUUGAUUUUGAAUCUGUACCUUUUUCUUUUAGUAACCUGUUAUUUUUAGUUAAAACAGCAAGAUA